AUGGGCGCAACACUAUGCGUCGAAGCAACGCUACCAUACUACUUCGACCCGGAUAGUUCGGCAAAUGCGCACGCCCUCCGCAGCGCCGUCGCUAUGUACUUUGUCUUCUCUCUCUUUUUCACACCCCUCGGUGUGUUGUCGUGGAUAUACCCCGCAGAGAUCUUCAGCACGCCCAUCCGGGCCCGCGGAACCUCCGUCAGUACAUUCGUCAACUGGUCAUUCAAUCUGCUGUUCGCACAGUGUGCACCAAUUGGACUGUCAAGGUUGGAAUAUCGAUUCUUUUAUUUCUUUAUGGCGUUUAACUGGGUUGGAGCAGCGAUGGUUUGGUUGUGGUAUCCGGAAACCGUAGGGAAGACGCUGGAGGAAGUAGAAGACGUGUUUAGAGAUGGAAAUUUAACAUCGAGGGUGACUGGCGUGGCAAAUGGGCUUACCCCUGGUAACAGUGGUGGUGAGGAAGCCUCGGUGUCUCCCGCUGGAGGACCUGUACAGGAGACGAAAGGAGCCGUGUAA
Messenger RNA from Histoplasma mississippiense, 510 nucleotides. RefSeq lists its product with no specific name. Gene Ontology annotation, molecular function: carbohydrate:proton symporter activity. The transcript has a single exon. NCBI's taxonomy places the organism in Eukaryota, Fungi, Ascomycota, Eurotiomycetes, Onygenales, Ajellomycetaceae. Gene Ontology annotation, biological process: transmembrane transport; carbohydrate transport. Gene Ontology annotation, cellular component: membrane. The record is from RefSeq and is a predicted model, not a curated record. Bases 1 to 510 code for a protein of 169 amino acids.